AUGCUUUCAGCUAAAAUCCUAGUAAUUGUGGCCGUGUUGGCCAUCAUGACCUAUACGGUGGUGGCCGAUCCAAUUGCCGAACCCGAACCUAAGCCAAACCCUAAGCCAAACGAUAGGACACACGAUUAUGGUGCGCACGCCAGGGGCAAUCCCUCUGCCAAUUCCAGAGCCGAUCCAAUGCCAAAUCUGGUGACCACUUCACUCACUGACAGUCCAAAUAUGAACAGUACUUAUGGCGUGAAUAACAGUAAGGAUUCCGUUGACAACACCGGCAAUGGAUUGACUACAACUACAACACACCUCUGCCCACACCAUUCGAGAAAGUGUCGUCUGAGCCGCUAUUUGGGUGUCCUAUUGUUGAUCGCAUUAUUGGCCAUAAGUAUGGCGUUUGUGGCGUUCGCUAUAUUUUACGACGAGAUCAUUGAUACACUUGUGCCCACACAACAGCCAAACGACACGUAUAUAACUUAUGCCGAUUGGGGAACAAUUGGGUCGCAAAUGAUAUUUGUCCACAAAAAUGACAUUUACUAUAAAUCCGAUGCAAACGCAGCGCCGAUAAGACUUACAAAUACGGGCAAAGAUAUGGUUAUAUAUAACGGAAUACCCGAUUGGCUGUACAGACGAGAGAUAUACUCAAACUCGCCGAAAAUGUUUUGGUUAUCACCGGUGGGAACAAAGUUGGUCUACACCACCAUCGAUGACAGCGGUGUCGAUUUAAUGACCUGGCCAUUCUAUAGCACAGGCAAAUUGGCCCAGGGUUAUCACAAUCAAUACCCUAAAAUUGAAAUGGUCAGGUACCCGAAAGUGGGCCGACCCAACCCUACGAUUGCUCUUUAUUACAUCGAUUUGACUCAAUUGCGUGAUUAUAACGACUCGAUCGGUAAACUGGCCGUACAUUUAAAGCCACCCAAAGUUAUCACAGACUAUGGCUAUUUUACGGCAACGUUUCCUUCAAAUCCGGGAGAAAAGCAUUUAAUGAGCGCUCCGUUAACCCAAUCGUCGGCGGCGGCGAAGACAGAGCCCGUGUGUCACACGUGUCUUAUCAACACAUAUAACACCGAUAAGGAUAACACAUGUCUGGUCUCUGAGGCCACGUUCAGCAAAGACGCCAACCAUUAUAUCCAUCACUGUUUGGGACCUAAUAUUCCCCGAUCGGUGAUCAGGCGGACAGUCGACGACCGCUUACUUUAUACAAUCGAAGACAAUAAACGCCUGAAUAAUAAACUCAAAGACUUAUCGGUUCCCAAAACCAUUUUCAUGAAGGUUCCGGUCGGACGCUAUCAGAUUGAUGUACAGCUUUUUGUGCCGCGAUAUUUUGAUAGCGAAUCAAAACAAAAAUAUCCGUUAGUUUUCAACGUUUACGGCGGACCCGGAGCUGAGAGCGAAUCAGUUUCGCAUAAAUACUUUUACAAUCAAUUCGGCGCUUAUUUGGUCUCAAAUAAAAGCGUAAUCUAUGCCUAUCUGGACAGCAGAGGUGCCCCCAAUCGCGGCCAACAAUUCAUGUUUGAAAUCUAUCGCCGAUUCGGUACCGUUGAGGUCGAAGACACGAUAGCUGUGGCCCGUUAUUUCCGCGAUAAAGUGCCAUAUGUCGAUUCUAACUCUAUAGCCAUAUGGGGCUGGUCUUAUGGUGGAUAUUUGACCAUAAAGGUAGUGUUGGCUAAUGCCACAAAUAUUCUUGACCUUUUACCCUCAGGGGUUAACCCUUAUAAAAGGUUAACCCUGUGGUUAAUUUGCCAACACUACACAAAGGUAUUGCAAGACGAUUACAGCGACCCUGUAUUCAGUUGUGGUGUAGCGGUGGCGCCGGCGACCGAUUGGAUGUAUACGGACUCUGUAUAUACUGAACGACAUAUGGGUUUCCCCACACCUGAAGACAAUCUGCAAAACUAUCGCUUGUCGUCGACAUUGGAUAACGUGAAGCGUUUGAAUGGCAAACACUUUUUGCUUGUAUUCGGCACCGCAGACGUCAUUACACACAACAUUCAAGCGAUGAUGCUUUUGAAGGCUAUGAAUGAGGCGAAUGUGAAAUACCAAACACAGGUAUAUCCCGAUCAGAGACACGGUUUGCAGCAAUCAAUGGCACACAUGUAUACACGAAUGACCGACUUCUUUGACCAGUGUUUCAAUCAUAACAUCAAACAUAAAUGA
Molecule: messenger RNA, 2148 nt
Organism: Medioppia subpectinata
Lineage: Eukaryota; Metazoa; Arthropoda; Arachnida; Sarcoptiformes; Oppiidae
Source: the annotation of a GenBank genome assembly